This is a messenger RNA of Candidula unifasciata, 333 nucleotides long. The record is from the annotation of a GenBank genome assembly. Lineage: Eukaryota; Metazoa; Mollusca; Gastropoda; Stylommatophora; Geomitridae.
GUGAUAGUGCCAAAGUGUAAGAAUGAGCCUCUUGGUGUGGUCAUUGUGGAGUCUGGGUGGGGAUCUAUGGUUCCAACAGUUGUCCUAGCCAAUAUGCUACCCAAUGGUCCAACUGCUCGCUGCGGUCAGCUGAACAUUGGUGACCAAAUCAUCUCUAUCAACGGUAUCAGCCUGGUCGGACUACCGCUCACUGUCUGUCAGACGUAUAUUAAGGCGUCACGACCUGAGUCAGUAGUCAAACUAACAAUCGUGCCAUGUCCACCCGUGGUAGAGGUCAUCAUAAAAAGACCAGAUGUUAAGUACCAGUUAGGAUUCAGUGUCCAGAAUGGGGUG